This is a messenger RNA of Verticillium alfalfae VaMs.102, 1335 nucleotides long. Its product is annotated as pyruvate dehydrogenase protein X component. The coding region runs from base 1 to 1335 and encodes 444 amino acids. Gene Ontology annotation, molecular function: dihydrolipoyllysine-residue acetyltransferase activity. Gene Ontology annotation, cellular component: pyruvate dehydrogenase complex. Lineage: Eukaryota; Fungi; Ascomycota; Sordariomycetes; Glomerellales; Plectosphaerellaceae. The transcript has 3 exons. The record is from RefSeq and is a predicted model, not a curated record. Gene Ontology annotation, biological process: pyruvate decarboxylation to acetyl-CoA.
AUGAUCUCCACCGUUCUGCGAAGGCGUGUCCUGCCUCAGGGCCUGCGCACCAGCCUCUCCACCCACAUCAUCCGCUGCUAUGCCUCGUACCCGCCGCACACCGUCAUCAAGAUGCCCGCCCUGUCACCCACCAUGACCGCUGGCGGUAUCGGCGCCUGGCAGAAGAAGGCCGGCGAUUCCAUCGCGCCCGGCGAUGUCCUGGUCGAGAUUGAGACGGACAAGGCCCAGAUGGACUUUGAGUUCCAGGAGGAGGGAUGUUCCCGUCGGCAGCGUAAGCCUCCCAUUUUCCCCUAUGCCCAUGCACUGUCAUGCAGCCUCGCGCGUUCCAAGCUAACAAGUCAGCCCAUCGCCGUCCUUGUCGAGGAGGGCACCGAUGUUAGCGCCUUCGAAGGGUUCUCCGCCGCCGACGCUGGUGGUGAUGCCCCGGCGCCCGCCCCCAAGAAGGAGGAGAAGUCCGAGUCUUCCUCCUCUGCCUCCGAAUCCGCCCCCACGCCCGCGCCCGAACCCGAGGACAACGGUCCCGCCGGCAAGCUCGAGCCCGCCAUCAACCGUGAGCCCAACGCCUCCAUUGGUGCCGUCCGCCUCGCCCGCGAGAAGGGCGUCAAGGUCGCCGACAUCAAGGGCACCGGCAAGGGUGGCCAGAUCACCGAGGAGGACGUCAAGAAGGCCGCCUCCUCGCCUGCCGCCGCUUCCAGCUCCGCCUCGGCCGCCUACGAGGACAUCCCCAUCAGCGGCAUGCGCAAGACCAUUGCCAACCGCCUGCAGGAGCCUCAACGCCUCGAGCGAGGGCAAGUACAAGCUGUCCGUCAACGACUUCCUCAUCAAGGCCAUCGCCGUCGCCUCCAAGAAGGUGCCCCAGGCAACUCGAGCUGGCGCGGCGACGUCAUCCGCCAGUCCUCGACCGUCGACGUCUCCGUCGCCGUCUCGACGCCCACCGGCCUCAUCACCCCCAUUGUCACGGGCGUCGAGGCCCGCGGCCUCGAGUCCAUCUCCUCCCAGGUCAAGCAGCUCGCCAAGCUCGCCCGCGACGGCAAGCUCAAGCCUGAGCAGUACCAGGGUGGCACCAUCUCCAUCUCCAACAUGGGCAUGAACCCCGCCGUCGACAACUUCACCGCCAUCAUCAACCCCCCUCAGUCCACCAUCCUCGCCAUCGGCACCACCCAGAAGGUCGCUGUCCCCGUCGAGAACGAGGACGGUACCACCGGCUUCGAGUGGGACGAGCAGCUCAAGGUCACCGGCAGCUUCGACCACAAGGUCGUCGACGGUGCCAUUGGCGCCGAGUGGCUCAAGGAGUUCAAGAAGGUCCUCGAGAACCCCCUGCAGCUGCUGCUGUAA